Messenger RNA from Lepus europaeus (European hare), 303 nucleotides. RefSeq names its product DLA class II histocompatibility antigen, DR-1 beta chain-like. Gene Ontology annotation, cellular component: late endosome membrane; MHC class II protein complex; lysosomal membrane. Gene Ontology annotation, molecular function: MHC class II protein complex binding. The record is from RefSeq and is a predicted model, not a curated record. The transcript is spliced from 3 exons. NCBI's taxonomy places the organism in Eukaryota, Metazoa, Chordata, Mammalia, Lagomorpha, Leporidae. Gene Ontology annotation, biological process: antigen processing and presentation of exogenous peptide antigen via MHC class II; positive regulation of T cell activation; peptide antigen assembly with MHC class II protein complex. Bases 1 to 303 code for a protein of 100 amino acids.
AUGCAGCAGGUUAAAUCUGAGUGUCAUUUCUCCAACGGGACGCAGCGGGUGCGGUUCCUGGAGAGAUACUUCCACAACCGGGAGGAGUUCGUGCGCUUCGACAGCGACGUGGGGGAGUACCGGGCGGUGACCGAGCUGGGCCGGCCGUUGGCCGCGUACUGGAACGGCCAGACGGACAGACUGGAGGAAGUGCGGGCCACGGUGGACGCCUACUGCAGAUACAACUACGGGGUCGUGGACAGCUUCCUGGUGCAGCGGCGAGUGGAUCCAGAGGUCUUUCUCAUGUUGACUAUUCAGUCAUAG